AUGGACAACCCAGGACAGCCACCAAUCCAGCUCAGCCACCCCUACACCUGUCUGUCAUGUGGACUCGCAUUCACCACUGCCCAAACUCAGCGAGCUCACUACACAACCGACCUGCAUCGAUACAACUCAAAACGAUCAGUCGCAGGCCUCAGUCCGGUCGACCUGAAGACCUUCAACCAGAAGUUCAACAACGAUCCUCAGGACGGACAACAACCGACCAGCCUCCAAUCCAGCCCCCAAGUCUAUCAGUGUCAGCCCUGCGGGAAGUCAUUUAAUACUCUGGCCGCCCAAAACAACCAUCUGGUCAGCAAGAAGCACCAUCAGACCGUCAAUCAACAACCCAAAGAAAACAAACACCAACAAACUAAAAUCGGACAUCUAGCCGAGAACUCCUCAAAUCCGAUAGCCCAAUUGGACAGCCUCGACCUAUCCGAGAAGAUCGAAAUAGAUGCAAGCCCAUCUGAACAGAAGAAGGCCGACUUGGAGCGGCUGAUCGAGCUGCGGAUUGCCCAGGCGCCGCGGAUCGAGCCAAACGAAUGUCUUUUCUGCCCCCGCUCGAGCUCGGUCCGCUUCGCCGACCCAGACCAGGCCCUCACCCACAUGCUCCGCACCCACGGCUUCUUCCUACCCGACCAGGAAUACCUCGUCGAUAGGCCCGGCCUCCUUGCCUAUCUCGCAGAAACGAUAGCUGUCUGGAACGUCUGUCUCUACUGCGGCACUGGGUUCGGUGGUAAGAUCACCGCCGACCAUGCCCCUCAAGAUCACGCCUCAUUGACCCGCAAAGGACUCGAAAGCGUCCGCAAACACAUGUGUGAUAAAAAUCAUUGCAAGCUGGCUUGGGAUACCGAAGAGCAAAGGCUAGAGUACUCUGACUUCUUUGAUUAUCGAGCGUCGUACAAGAAGCUGAAGCCGAUCAAGAACAAGGCCAAGGCGAACAGGAUCUCGAGUAUGGUUGAGGAGGACGAAUGGGAAGAUAUGACGAGCGAGUCGUCGGAUGUAGCGGACAACGAAGACGACGAUUCGCUCCCGGAGGAGCGGCAGGCCGUCCUAGGCGACUCGGCCUUCGAGCUAGUCCUCCCGAACGGGGUCCGGCUAGGUCAUCGGUCGUUGCGGUACAUCUACAAGCAGAACCUCCUACCGUACGCGGUGGGCUCGCAGUCGACUCAGGCGGGGAACCGGAACAUCAAUCUGAUCACCCGGCUCGCCGUGCUUUCCUCCCCUGCCGGCACGCCGUCGGCGCUCACGGACCACACAGAGGCCUCCUCGGUCCUCGUACCCAGACUUGCCGGUCGACCUAACUCGAAACAGGCCUCGCUCGCUAGUCAGGCCCUCAUCCCUAGCCGCGGCGCUGGCCUCAACUUCAACUCCAGGGCAUCAAAGAACAACCCCCAGGAUCUGGUCAUCAAGGCACGUAAUGCCGGUGAAGCUAAGAUGGCAGGCCACCACAUUCGGACCUUCAAGGAUGUUCACAAGCGUCAACUCUUCCAAACCAGAGUUGGCUGCACUAGCGGGAACAACCAGAAACAUUAUCGAGAUCCAUUGUUGCAAUGA
Molecule: messenger RNA, 1551 nt
Organism: Puccinia triticina
Lineage: Eukaryota; Fungi; Basidiomycota; Pucciniomycetes; Pucciniales; Pucciniaceae
Exons: 3
Coding region: 1-1551 (516 amino acids)
Biological process (GO): ribosomal large subunit biogenesis
Cellular component (GO): preribosome, large subunit precursor
Molecular function (GO): zinc ion binding; nucleic acid binding
Source: RefSeq, a predicted model, not a curated record